AUGCCCUCUACAAGCCAGUUUGAUGGACUAGCCAAGAUUGUUGAGAAGAUUAAACAAAACCAGGAGAGAAUGGAAAAAAGUAUGCAAGAUAUGAUUGGAUUCUUCAAGUUUGUGGAAGAGAAAAUGGAUAAAAAGUUAGAAGAACGACAUGACAAAGUAAACAACAUUCUUGAAGACAUCAAAAGGAAGCAACCUUCUUCUUCAGGUGCCCAGGAGACAAACGAAUAUAUGGGAGCAAGGUCUUUUGAAAAGCACCUUGAUAAGGUAGAGGAGGGCAAAGAAGAAGAGGACGAAGAAGAAGAUGAAGCUGCAAACCUGAACAUGGAAUCAAUCAAUCAAAAAGACCUUGAGAAAAAGGAUGACCAUGAAGACAGUGAAGGAAGGGGAGGCAUGGCUGAAAGUGGGAACCAAGGUUCCGGAGAGCCGGUUGGUGGACAAACGACAUUGGCAAAACCAUAA
Molecule: messenger RNA, 459 nt
Organism: Cucumis sativus (cucumber)
Lineage: Eukaryota; Viridiplantae; Streptophyta; Magnoliopsida; Cucurbitales; Cucurbitaceae
Exons: 2
Coding region: 1-459 (152 amino acids)
Source: RefSeq, a predicted model, not a curated record